UUAUUUUUCUGCUUUUGUCAGCCAAGUUUUGCUGUAAGAUUAGCUUCUCCCAAUUAAGCUUUAAGCUUUAAGCAUAAACAUAAAACUUUAGUUGUGCUUCUUUAUUGGAUUUGCAUUUACAAUUUGGAAUCAGAGCAGUGCUGGUCUUUUCUAGGGUUUGGUGGCUAUGCCCAAAGCUGACUUGAGUUCACUGUGAAGAGAAUGAUUCUCACGAAGCAGUUUCGCUGCAUACACUCAGCUAGCUGUCAAUGCACAAAAGGACAUUUAAGUGAAAAUGUCUUAUUUUUAGUGUUUCAACAUUUGAAUUGGAAUCCCAAGCUAAUUGCUGCUCUGUCAAGUGUGUGCAAAUGGUUUGAUGAUUUUGCCAAACGAGUUCUAUGGAAAGAGUUUUGUCGAACGAGAGCUCCAAAGAUGAUGCUUGAUCUGCAAUCUAGUGGAAGUCACAGUGUUGAUGGGAACUGGAGAGCCCUAGGGAAGCUGCUAUUAUACUGUUCAGGAUGCAAGAAAGGUGGCUUGUUCAAUAGCAUUCAUAUCCCUGGUCAUUUUGUGUAUCAGACUCGAUUUUCUGGAACAUCCGGAAAGAGCUUUCUUUUGCCGAAAUGUAGAACUGAUGUUUUAUAUGUGUCUGAUCCUUGCGAGCAUCUUGACCAGGGCGAGGAAGGAGAUAUAGGAUUUUUCCGUGGAGUUUUUAAGUCGUUUGCGACUUCGAAGGUCAGGAAGAUGUUGAUUAAGAAAGGUGCCAAGCUCCAUCCAAGAGAAGUUUGCCCUUACUGUAAGGCAAAGUUGUGGAGCAUGCUGCAAGCUAAGAUGAUCCCUCAAAGUGCGAGUUGCAGGUUGGGUUCCUAUGAAGAUUGUGUCGAGUAUUAUGUAUGCCUGAACGGUCACAUGCUCGGAAUCUGUACCCUGUUACCGUUAUCCGAUUCAGAAGAAGCAACUGAGUUGGAGUGAUACCUGAAUGAUUUGCUGGUAUCUUCUUGUUCUGUAAAAUUGUUAUUUUGCUCUACUAUUCAUGUUUCCUGUUUGAGUCGUACUAGUUGAAUAUGUAAUUGUUCAACCAAGCUCCCAACUAGAACUAGGUUCCCAAAAGAUCCCCCCCAAAAAAAGGAUAUACCUAAAAAGUCAGCUUCCUCCUCCUUCUUUCCCCUCAAUAAUCUGCAUUCUUCUUUCUCCCUC
Arachis ipaensis is the source of this 1173-nucleotide messenger RNA. Its product is annotated as EID1-like F-box protein 2. The record is from RefSeq and is a predicted model, not a curated record. Gene Ontology annotation, molecular function: protein binding. Lineage: Eukaryota; Viridiplantae; Streptophyta; Magnoliopsida; Fabales; Fabaceae.